GUAGCCUUGGAGGAGCGUCCGCGAGUCAGACGUUUUGGUACAUAUUGUUCACGGACGGUUCUGAAAACUGGAACUGGCAUAAUGUCAACAACUAGAAGAAAACGAGCUUUCCGCGCUUAUUUGUAGCGAGUAGCCUACAACAUAAAGAGUUGGCUGUCACAAAGGGUUGAUCAAGCAAGCUCGGUUAUGAAUUAUUGCUGAUCAGGGUGCCUUCAAUCUGUCACUGCAGCAUUUAGUUUACAGCAACAAGGAACACUUUCAAUUCUCCAGUAUUCUAUUCUCAGGUCUAAUCCGAACCACCAAACCCACCUCCCACCAGUCUGAUGUGGCAAGGAAUCGGAAUGGAUGCAUUUCCUGGACGGAGUAAAAUAUGACAUCUCGGGUUGUUUUUAUAUCCGCGUUGCUGCUGUUGUGGUGUCACUGUCGCCAUGUCUUGGGCUCCGGUGAUUCUGGUACCGGGAUAGUUCCGUCUCCAGACCGAUCCGCCGACGGUGCUGACCUGCUCUCUGUGGGAACCAUGGUGGACACACACUCCGCGAUGUUACGUCAGGGAAACACAGACGAGUGUGACAUUGUGAUGAACCUGAGUGCUGCUGAUCGCUGUGCGUUUGUGAAGGCCACUCCAGACUGUAGUAUGGAAGACAGCUUCAUCAACUACCUCAAGAUGGCCUUCUGUCUACUACCACCCAACCUAACACCCCUCACUAUCACACUCUGCAUUAUCUGGUUGUUAAUCUUGUUCAUAGUUCUCGGACUGACUGCGUCAAAGUUCUUCUGUCCCAACCUCUCAGCCAUCUCCUCCAGCCUUCGACUCACACACAACGUGGCUGGUGUGACGUUCCUGGCGCUAGGUAACGGAGCUCCAGAUGUCUUCAGUGCCACUGUGGCCUUCUCCCGUCCACACACCGCUGGCCUGGCUAUAGGAGCACUGUUUGGAGCGGGUAUCUUUGUAACCACGGUGGUCGCCGGGUCUGUGUCAUUGGUCAAACCCUUCACUGUAGCGUCCCGCCCCUUCCUGCGGGAUGUCAUCUUCUACAUGGCUGCAGUCUUCUGGACCUUCAUCAUCCUCUACAGAGGAACUAUAUCACUGGGAGAGACACUAGGGUACAUGGGGCUGUAUGUGGUGUAUGUGGUAACAGUCAUUGUGAGUGCCUACAUCUACAGUCAUCAGAAACACUCAGCAACUAGAAGUUCCGUCCAGAGCUCAACACACGCACCAGAGCUACAGACGUCUGAGUCAGACCAGGCUCCUCUUUUAUCUAAUGGCAGCAUCCAGCAGGGCUAUGGUAACAACCACAGUCACUGUGCACAUUCCACUAAGUUAUACCUCUGGGGUGUGCUACGAGAACCAAUCCAGUCGAGUGUGUGUGUGUGUGCGUGUAUAGACAGUGAGUACCGUCCCCUGCUCCCCUACUGUGAGUCGACCAGUUCCAUCCUGCUGAAUUCUCUAAACCCGGUGGACAGCAGGACCUGGAGGAGGAAGACCUGGCGCUGGAGGACUGUGAAAAUACUGAAGAUGCCACUGGAGGUGCUGCUGCUGCUGACUGUUCCAGUGGUGGAUCCUGACAAAGAAGACAGGAACUGGAGAAGACCAUUAAACUGCCUCCACCUUAUCACUGCGCCGCUGGUUUGUGUGCUCACCUUCAGCUCCGGAGAGUACGGUUUGUAUCUGAUCGAGGGUCAGUUUCCUGUCUGGGCGUUGACGUUGCUCUUUGGCCUCUUCCUCUCCGCCAUAGUCUUCCUCACCACUUCUAACGACCAGCCCCCGGCAUACCACUUAGUGUUCUCUCUGCUGGGCUUUUUGGUGAGUGCGAUGUGGAUCAGUGCUGCGGCCUCGGAGGUGGUCAGUAUCCUGCACAUGCUCGGUGUGGUCCUUAGUCUGUCCAACAAUUUACUGGGUCUCACACUGCUGGCCUGGGGAAAUAGCAUUGGGGAUUGUUUUUCUGACAUCACCAUCGCUCGCCAGGGCUACCCACGGAUGGCAUUAUCAGCCUGCUUUGGGGGAAUCAUCUUUAACAUGCUGAUUGGAGUGGGCAUUGGCUGUCUGAUACAGAUGUUUAACAACGAGCCAGUGGUGACGUUGGAACCAGAGGGUUUGUUGACCUGGGUUCUAGCAGGUUCUCUGGGUCUCUCUCUGGUCUUCUCCUUCAUCCUAGUUCCUCUGCGUUGUUUCCACCUGGGCCGGGCCUAUGGAAUCUUCCUCCUGCUCUUCUAUGCAGUCUUCCUCCUGGUUGCGCUGCUCACAGAGUUCGGCUUUAUCCACACCUGAAGCCUGUACGAGAUGGUUUGGACCAGUCUGGUAGAGCCACCUGUGAAUACUGACCAGAUGGUUCGAGACCUGAGAGACUUUCCUCUUCCUGGGAGAGAUGGAGUCACAGCCAAUCACACUGUGUCUUAACGGAGUUGGAACCAAUCAGACUGUGAUUUAACUUUUGUCUGUUUGCACUGACUAUAUUUUUAUAUUUAGAUCGCCAUUAGCUGUUACAUGAGGACCAGCUACUCUUACUGGGGUCCACACAAAACAAUUACACACAUAUACAGAAAUGACAGUAACACACAGUUUUAAAGUAACCCAUGUACUGACAAGGAGUAAAAAAAACUAAAAAAAGAUGCAGUAGCACUUUAAGGGAAUUUUCUCCUUUAAAUCAA
This is a messenger RNA of Salvelinus namaycush (lake trout), 2649 nucleotides long. RefSeq names its product mitochondrial sodium/calcium exchanger protein-like. Gene Ontology annotation, molecular function: calcium:sodium antiporter activity. The record is from RefSeq and is a predicted model, not a curated record. The transcript is spliced from 14 exons. Bases 371 to 2269 code for a protein of 632 amino acids. Lineage: Eukaryota; Metazoa; Chordata; Actinopteri; Salmoniformes; Salmonidae. Gene Ontology annotation, cellular component: membrane. Gene Ontology annotation, biological process: intracellular calcium ion homeostasis; calcium export from the mitochondrion.